AUGACCAAGAAUGAGUUGAUCAAUAAUUUGGGAACAAUCGCCAAGUCUGGCACCAAAGCCUUUAUGGAGGCUAUGGCUGCUGGUGGCGACAUUUCCAUGAUCGGCCAGUUCGGCGUCGGCUUCUACAGCGCCUACCUUGUCUCCGACAAGGUCCGUGUGGUGAGCAAGCACAAUGAUGAUGAACAAUACAUCUGGGAGAGUGGCGCUGGAGGCUCCUUCACCGUUCAGAAGGACACGGAGCUCGUGCACGGCGAGAUCAAGCGCGGCACGAAGAUCAUCUGCUACCUCAAGGAGGACCAAUCUGAGUUCUUGGAGGAGCGACGUCUCAAGGACUUGGUGAAGAAGCACUCCGAGUUCAUCGGCUUCCCCAUCGAGCUGUACGUGGAGAAAUCCAAGGAGAAGGAGGUCACCGACUCUGAGGAGGAGGAAGAGGAGAAGAAGGAUGAGAAGGAGGGCGAUGAGCCCAAGAUCGAGGAAGUCGACGAGGAGAAGGAGAAGGAAGAGAAGAAGAAGAAGACCAAGAAGGUGAAGGAGGUCUCGCACGAGUGGGAGCAGCUGAACAAGAACAAGCCACUCUGGAUGCGCAAGUCCGAGGAUGUCACCAACGAAGAGUACGCUUCCUUCUACAAGUCCCUGUCCAAUGACUGGGAGGACCACCUCGCUGUGAAGCACUUCAGCGUGGAGGGUCAGCUUGAGUUCCGGGCUCUGCUGUUCGUCCCACGCCGGGCGCCCUUCGACCUCUUCGAGAGCAAGAAGAAGCGCAACAACAUCAAGCUCUAUGUGCGCCGUGUCUUCAUCAUGGACGACUGCGAGGAGCUGAUGCCGGAGUGGCUUAACUUCGUGAAGGGCGUUGUGGAUUCGGAGGACUUGCCUCUGAACAUCUCCCGUGAGACCUUGCAGCAGAACAAGAUCCUGCGAGUCAUCAAGAAGAAUCUCGUCAAGAAGUGCCUCGAGAUGUUUGCAGAGAUUGCGGAGAAGAAGGACGACUACAAGAAGUUCUAUGAACAAUUCGGAAAGUGCCUGAAGCUGGGUGUCCACGAGGAUUCCACCAACCGAACGAAGUUGGCCGAGCUGCUGCGUUACCACACAUCCAAGUCUGGAGACGAGCAGAUCAGCCUGAAGGAGUACGUCGACCGUAUGAAGGAGGGCCAAAACGACAUCUACUACAUCACAGGCGAGAGCAUUGCCGCGGUCUCCUCCUCUCCUUUCCUGGAGACCCUUCGCAAGAAGGGCAUCGAGGUGCUGUACAUGAUCGAUCCUGUAGAUGAGUAUUCCGUGCAGCAGCUGAAGGAGUUUGACGGCAAGAAGCUGAAGUCCACGACCAAGGAAGGUUUGGACAUCGAGGACGAGGAUGAGAAGAAGAAGCUGGAGGAGAUGAAAGCCGAGUUUGAGCCUCUGACCAAGUUGAUGAAGGAGGUCUUGGGAGACAAGGUGGAGAAGGUGAUCGUUUCUUCUAGGAUGGCAGAUUCGCCCUGCGUGCUGACCACCUCGGAGUACGGAUGGUCCGCCAACAUGGAGCGCAUCAUGAAGGCCCAGGCCCUCCGUGACAACUCCAUGACGUCUUACAUGGUCUCCAAGAAGACCAUGGAGGUGAACCCCAAGCACUCCAUCAUGUCAGAGCUCAAGAAGAAGGCUGCUGCAGACAAGUCUGACAAGACGGUGAAGGACCUGAUCUGGCUGCUCUUCGACACUUCGCUCCUCACCUCCGGCUUCAACCUGGAUGAGCCGACCCAGUUCGCCGGCCGCAUCCACCGCAUGAUCAAGCUCGGCCUCAGCAUCGACGACGAUGACGAGGGCCUGGGCGACGACGAUGACCUGCCCCCGCUUGAGGAAGUCGAGGGCGCAGCCGAUGAGGCCUCCAAGAUGGAGGAGGUCGACUAG
This is a messenger RNA of Symbiodinium pilosum, 1881 nucleotides long. Lineage: Eukaryota; Dinophyceae; Suessiales; Symbiodiniaceae. The record is from the annotation of a GenBank genome assembly.